Molecule: messenger RNA, 2980 nt
Organism: Amborella trichopoda
Lineage: Eukaryota; Viridiplantae; Streptophyta; Magnoliopsida; Amborellales; Amborellaceae
Product: pre-rRNA-processing ESF1-like protein
Biological process (GO): rRNA processing
Cellular component (GO): nucleus
Molecular function (GO): RNA binding
Source: RefSeq, a predicted model, not a curated record
UCCCACCCAAAUUCGACAACUAAAGCCCCAAACACCAAACCCUAACUUUUAUUGAGCUGCGAUGCAGGCUAACUGGAAGAGCACAGAGGCAGGCCGAAUGUUCAGAGAGAGGAGUAGCUCGAACUUUUUAUAGAGUGAGAGGGGAAGAGGAAGAAACUCAGAAGAGAGAGGGGUAACGCGAUUGUAGGGAGAACGGGCGCCAUGGUAAAGGAGAAGGGCGAGAAGAGAGCCAUGGCAAAGGAGAAGAGUGAGAAGGCUAAACCAGGAAGCAAGAACAACAACAUUAUCUCAGACUCUCGUUUCUCUGCUCUUCACUCUGAUCCUCGCUUUCAGAGAGUCCCGAAGCACAAUUCAAAGGUCCCCAUCGAUUCUCGCUUUAAUCGCAUUUUCUCAGACCCCAACUUCUCUACGGCUCCAAUUCUCGACAAGAGGGGAAGACCCCUGGCAAAGAAGAAGAAGGGAAAUGAUGGUCUUCACCGUUACUAUCAUAACCUAGAUAAUACGGAGGAAUCACAGGAACCCAAAUUCUCUUAUGAAGAAGAUUUACAAGAAACUUCCAUAUUGAGUGAUUCGGAGAAGGGUUUGCCGGUGGAUUCCAAUGGAGAUGAAGAGGCUCAUGAAUCGAAACUUGGGCUUGGCGAUCCUAAGAGGAAAAAGAGAAAGAAGAAUACGGAGAAGAAGCAGAAGAAAAGGAAGGAGAAUAAAGCAGAAUUUGCAGAGGGCACUGAAGUGGGAGGUGGUGAAAGCACAGAAUGUCGUGGAGAAGAGGCCCAUGAAUCUGAACAAGGGCGUGGUGAUUCAGAGAAGAUAGAGAAGAACAAGAAAAAGGAGAAGAAGAGGGAGGAGGAGGAGGAAAAGAAGAAGAAGAAAAAGGAGAAGAAGAGGGAGAAAGAGGAUGAAAAGACGAAUAUAACGCAUGAUGAAGAAACUGACUUGAAAGAGGAAUCAUACUCGGAGAGUGAGGAGGAUUCAUUGGACAUGGGUUCUAGUGGAUUAGAGAAAUACGAUAGGGAUAGCCUCGACGAAUAUCAGAGUGAUCCAUCUUCAUCUUCUUCUUCCUCAGAUGAGGAGGAUGGCUUUGAAACAGAGGAUGAAUUGUCCAAAAAGGAAGAAGUACCUGCAAUUGAACAUGAGACACACAGAUUGGCUAUUGUUGAUAUGGAUUGGAAUCAUGUCAAGGCUGUUGAUUUGUAUGUGUUGAUGAACUCAUUUCUUCCCAAAGAUGGACGAAUUUUAUCGGUGGCCAUUUAUCCAUCAGAGUUUGGGCUGAAGCGUAUGGAAGAAGAAGCAGUUCAUGGCCCUGGCAUCUUUGAAAGUGAUGGGGAGAAUAGUGGGGAUGAUGAGGAUGCUGAUAUUGAUGAGGACAAGUUGCGAGAAUACGAGAAAAGCAGGCUAAGGUAUUAUUACGCAGUUGUGGAAUGCGACUCAAGUGCCACAGCUGACCGCCUUUACAAGACAUGCGAUGGGGUUGAGUUUGAAAGGACCUCCAAUGUAUUAGACUUGAGGUUCAUUCCUGAUGAUGUGAAGUUUAAUCAUCCUCCACGAGACAUUGCAACAGGGGCACCUGGCACAUAUGAGGCUUUGGAUUUCCAUACACGUGUGUUGCAGCAUAGUAAUAUUAAUCUGUCUUGGGAUGAUGAUGAACCACAUCGUAUCAAAACUUUGAAGCGAAAAUUCGAUCCUGAGCAGCUAGAUGAGAUGGAGUUUAAGGAGUUUUUGGCUUCUGAUGAUGGGGAAAGUGAUGAUGAAGAAGAAGAUGAUGAUGAUGAGAAAAAUGCUGCUGGAACUUCUCAGAAGCCCAAUAAGCAAGAAAAGUACCGGGCCCUUCUACAAUCUGGGGAUAAUGAAGAUGCAGAAGAUGAGGAUGACAAGGAUAUGGAGGUUACUUUCAACACUGGUUUAGAGGACAUAAGCAAGCGAAUUCUUGAGAAAAAGGACAAGAAGUCGCAGACUGUCUGGGAACAAAUUCUACAGAAAAGAAAAGAGAAGAAGAAGGCACGGAAAAAUGCCAAGAAGUCCUCAUCGGAUGACGAAAGUGACGAUUCUUAUCAAGAAACUCAUGACCAGCGUGAUGACUUUUUUAUAGAAGAAGUUUCAGAUGCUAAUGAUGGUGUUGAUGAAGAAAGUGUUGCGAAAGGCCCAUUGAAAAAGAAGGCUAAGAGGGAUAAGGACAGAAACCAACAUUCUGAAAGCAAGGGGCAAGAGGCAACCACAGCUGAACUUGAAUUGUUGCUUGCUGAUGACCAUGGAACUGAAACCAAGGUCAAAGGAUUUAACUUAAAGGCAAAGAAGGGUAAGGGAAAAAGGAAGGCGGCAGUGGUUGGAGAGGACAAGCUUCCUAACGUUAAUUAUUAUGAUGAUCCAAGGUUUUCAGCUCUCUUCACAUCCCAUCUCUUUGCAUUGGACCCAACAGAUCCCCAAUACUCGAGGAGUGUGGGCGAUGCCCGACGUUUAGCUUGGGAAAAGAAGGGCCUGAAAACAGUAGUGGAGGAACCUGAAAAGCCGACAGUUCAAGAUCAGAAGGAAGAUAUGUCCUCAAAGAAAGAUGAGCUUGAGAUUUCUUCAUUAGUUCGGUCUGUCAAGAGAAAGGCUGCAAACGUUAAGAGGUGAAGCAAAUAAAUUAGCAUUGCUGAUUUGCACAACUCCACCCAAUUUCUGUACCAUUUUGAACGUAUUUUCUUGAAGCAGAUAUUUCUUCUUAUUUUGCUGUUUAGUGAAAUGGAUAUAGAUCAAGUGCACUUCACCUUUCAGAGGCAUCAGGUGUGCCCUUGAGAGAUGCAAUUCACAAAAGAGAACCCAGGAAGUGUUCCUAUUUAAACCAGGGUUCUCACUGCUUUUCGGCAGGUCCUUUGAAUACCAAAUUUUGUUAACCAACGGUUUUGAACUUUUGAAUUUAUCUUGCAAAUUUGAAUUGUAAUCUGGAUGGUUCUUCAGAUGAUUUGAGUAGUUUUGUCCUUCGUAGCAUUUGCUAAAGCAACCA